GCAAAGUGAAAAAGAAAGACAGUCUCUGCCUUGGGUGGCGAUUUUCAGAGACGUACGUCUUUAAGCUGGGUAGAGCCAGCUGAAUAGCAAUGGGAGAUUUUCUCUCUAAUUGGGUAUGGCUGGAAACUCCCCUAAGCUCUGAAGUUUAAACAGCCCCAGGGAACCUGCCUAUGCUGGGUGGAGGCUGCGUUAAGGUCAGGAGGGAUCCAGGAGCUCGGAAGCAUGUCGGGGAAGCCCAGGCUUACCUACCUUAAUGGGAGGGGGCGAAUGGAGCCCGUACGAUGGCUGUUGGCAGCAGCUGGUGUGGAGUUUGAAGAAAUUUUUUUGGAAACAAGAGAGCAGUAUGAAAAGCUAAUCAAAGAUGGAGUCCUGAUGUUCCAGCAAGUGCCCCUGGUUGAGAUUGAUGGGAUGAAGAUGGUGCAGACCAGAGCCAUCCUCAGCUACAUAGCAGGGAAAUACAAUCUCUACGGGAAGGACUUGAAGGAGAGAGCCCUGAUUGACAUGUACGUGGAAGGAAUAACAGAUCUGAUGCAAAUGAUUUUGAUGUUUCCUUUCUCUCCACCUGAGGCAAAGGAGAAAAAUAUUGACUCAAUUAAGGAGAGGGCAACUAACAGGUACUUCCCAGUCUUUGAAAAGGUUUUGAAACAACAUGGCCAAGACUUUCUCGUGGGCAACAAAUUCAGCUGGGCAGAUGUUCAGCUAAUUGAAGCCAUUUUAGCAGUGGAGGAGAAAAUACCUGCUGUGCUGUCGGGGUUUCCUCAGUUGCAGGCUUUCAAAAAAAGAAUGAGCAAUAUGCCUACAAUCAAGAAGUUCCUGCAGCCUGGCAGCCCAAGGAAGCCCCCACCAGAUGAAUGUUAUGUAGAAACUGUGUUGAAGGUUUUUAAGAAAUGAAUGCCUUGCUACCUUUAGUGAGAUCCAAAAUACUGCGGGGUGGGGGGGGGGGAACCAGAACAAAACCCCAAAACCCAAACCCUAAACCAAAGGAAGUAGAAAGCUCAGUAAAUUAGUAUUGUUGUAGUUAAAACAAUGGUAAAAACAAACAAACAAAAAAAACCAACCUGAAAUAAAGCAUUCUGAUUACUCUGGAAAUG
This is a messenger RNA of Chroicocephalus ridibundus (black-headed gull), 1091 nucleotides long. RefSeq names its product glutathione S-transferase 3-like. The coding region runs from base 223 to 891 and encodes 222 amino acids. The record is from RefSeq and is a predicted model, not a curated record. The transcript has 7 exons. Gene Ontology annotation, biological process: glutathione metabolic process. NCBI's taxonomy places the organism in Eukaryota, Metazoa, Chordata, Aves, Charadriiformes, Laridae. Gene Ontology annotation, molecular function: glutathione transferase activity.